AACAGUGCAAAUAAAUUGAUAAAAGUUUUGCAAAUAAUGGAUGUGUUUGAAGCUCAGGAUCCCGAUGCGGCCAAUUCGGAAGUGCUAGCGAUGACGAUAAAGAUGAUGCAGCAUCCGGCUUACGAAAACCCGUACGAUUGGACGACGAACGAUUUCGAGCUGGGCAAACCGCUGGGCCGCGGAAAGUUCGGUCGCGUUUACUUGGCCCGGGAACGUGAAACCAGCUUCAUGGUGGCAAUGAAAGUGAUGUUCAAGUCGCAGCUGACCAAAUGGAACGUCGAGAAGCAGCUGCUUCGCGAGAUUGAGAUCCAAUCGCGUCUCAAACAUCCACACAUCUUGCGUCUGUUGACGUGGUUCCACGAUGACCGACGGAUCUACCUGGCACUGGAGCUGGCCGCACAGGGAGAACUGUACAAGCAUCUAAAAGCAGCACCGAAAGGUCGCUUCGACGAGCGCCGUUCGGCUCGGUACGUCUCACAGGUGGCCGAUGCGCUCAACUAUUGCCACGCGAACAACGUUAUUCAUCGCGAUUUGAAGCCGGAGAAUAUUCUGCUUACCGACGAUGACAACAUCAAACUGGCCGAUUUCGGUUGGUCCGCACACUCGAACUCGAACAAGCGCAAGACGAUGUGCGGUACACUCGAUUAUCUGCCCCCGGAGAUGGUGGAAGGAAAGGUGUACGACGAUUCGGUCGAUCAGUGGUGUUUGGGCAUUCUCUGCUACGAGUUUCUCGUGGGCAAUCCCCCGUUCGAGUCACAGACAACACAAAACACCUACGACAAGAUCCGGCGGCUCGAGAUCAACUAUCCCCGACACUUGAGCGUGGGUGCGAUUGAUCUUGUGUCAAAGCUCCUACGCAUUCCAAGCAGCUCUCGCAUAACGCUGCGGAACGUGAUGAACCAUUCGUGGGUGUUGCAGAUGAAAAAUGAGAGGCCGUUGCGUUGAUAUCUCUUUUUUGUGUGUUUAUCAACGGUUCUUGGGC
This is a messenger RNA of Anopheles bellator, 982 nucleotides long. It is a transcript of the gene aurB, whose product is annotated as aurora kinase B. NCBI's taxonomy places the organism in Eukaryota, Metazoa, Arthropoda, Insecta, Diptera, Culicidae. Gene Ontology annotation, biological process: protein phosphorylation; regulation of cytokinesis; mitotic spindle organization. The transcript has 2 exons. Gene Ontology annotation, cellular component: spindle pole centrosome; chromosome passenger complex; spindle midzone. Bases 37 to 945 code for a protein of 302 amino acids. The record is from RefSeq and is a predicted model, not a curated record. Gene Ontology annotation, molecular function: protein kinase activity; ATP binding.